UAUGCUAAAUAAGUUUUCAACAUUCGUUGUCCGACCUCAAAAUCUAUCAUUCCAUACAAAUCCCCCCUUCGAGAAAAAAGCAUAAUUUGGAAAAGACGAAUAUCUAAAAAAUGGACGAAAUGGUGCGUAUGCAGGCGGGCGAUGGCAAGUCGGUCCGGGCGCCCUUUGGGCUCCUUGAUCGCUCCAAGGUUAUCCAAGGCAUGGGCCGCCGCAUCAGGCCAUCGUUCGCCAGCACCAAGGACAAUGACAAGGACAAUGGCAAGAAUCCUGGCAAGGACAAUGAUGAUGAAGAGGUGAUGCCUUUGCAUGGAAUCAAAAGUCUGGAGGUGCUCCUCAAGGUGCUUCUGUGGGCCGAGUUCCAUGUAAAAGACGAUGAGCCCGCCUGGGUGGCCAAGGUAGAGCCAGUGACGGCCUAUGAGAUGGAACUACAGGUUGAUGACUGGGACAAGGAGUUUCUGCGCGAAAAGAUCGAGUUCGUGUGCGCUUUGAUGGAGGCCGCAGAUUACCUGGACAUUCCCUGGCUCUACAAAUUGGCUGCCUACAAGAUCGCCUUGCAUUGCCGCCGCAUCAAGCAUGCUGUCAAUGGAUUGAAACAAUGUCAGGAGAAGAUCCACUCCAUGGCCAUGUUCGAGUGGACAGGAGAGACCAGUGAGCCGGAGAGCCUGGAGAAAAUUCCCACCGAGAAGCCCGUAUAUGAUACAACUCCCAGUGUCCACGUGGUGGUCAUCAAUUGUGCCAUUGUUCGUCAAGGAUAGUUAUUGCUGGCGAAUCGCAUAAGAAGGGACGCGUUGAUUUUCUUCUUUAUUUUUUAGGACAAAUUCGACGGGACUAGAUGAUAUGUUUUUAUUCAUAACCAUUAACUGUUCUAAAAUGUUUUCUAAAUGACCAGCUGCCCGGCACAUUUAUAAUGAUCCAAAUUAUGGUGUAGCUGUAAAUUGUAUAUUUGCAAAUUAAUUAACAAAAAAAAACCAACGUUA
This is a messenger RNA of Drosophila serrata, 977 nucleotides long. RefSeq lists its product as uncharacterized. NCBI's taxonomy places the organism in Eukaryota, Metazoa, Arthropoda, Insecta, Diptera, Drosophilidae. Gene Ontology annotation, biological process: ubiquitin-dependent protein catabolic process. The record is from RefSeq and is a predicted model, not a curated record.